GGCCGAUUUAAGUUGCAUGUAUGGGCGAUAUUCUGUUUGAAUUUUAGCGUUUGCUGGUCAAUUUUCGUAUUUAUAUUUUUCGAAUUGUUUAAGAGAAUGGGACAAAAUCUUAACGAAGCUCCUCCGAGUUCACGGUAGGGUUUUGGUGACAAAAAGGCUGUUUUGUCAGAUUUGCUUUGUGCCAAUAACUUUGAGGAGAGCUGUAGCGGUCCUAUGCAUUCUCUGAUUUCCAGAUUAACUAGAAUUGAAGCAGCAAGAAAGAUUGAACGAUACUGGUGUUCUUACCGGGACAAGCAAAUGUUCAAGUUGCUAAAAUAUGCAAUAUGUGCGGCGGUAAGUUUGUACAAAUCAAGCUUGAAAUAUGAUUUGUGCGCUGAACGAUUGCACUGUGAAAGAAUAGUCUUCCUUUUGUUGCCAGUGUAGAAUUCAUGAUGUUCCUUUUUUCAGGAACAUUCUCUUACGUAUGAGGUGCUUAGAAAGGUGUCACCACUCGAGGCAGACCUUCUGCGUGAUCCUGUGAUUCAAGCACGAGUGAGAUUCAGGUAUGGGGAGCUCGAAGGCUUAGGUUUUGUUGUUGUUGCUUUUUAUAUUUUUUCAGCUUUACGCUAAGAAUAAUCCAAGGCAAAAGAGAUCUAUAAUGAUUAGUAUCUAGAAGAAUCUAUAAUAGAUGAAAGUUUUGGUUCACAUCUUGCUUGACGUGUUGAAAUUAACUAAUGAAGCCUGUUCCAAACAUUCCCCCACCCCAUUCCCCUGCUUAUGGGAACAAAAUUCAAACACUUCUUCCUGUGGGGAACGGUAUUCAGGCUGUGAUGACCCAGAGAGCUUGGAGAAGCAAAGAACAUGUUACCAAAGUAUGUCCAUAAUUAAGGUGAAAUGUAGCUUUUCUGUGAGUAAAACUAAAUAAUUGACUUUCCAUCACCCUCUGCAAAACGUGAAGGUGCACAUCAAAUACUUUAUCAGCCAAUCCCAAUGAAACACCACAGGGCAACCAGUUAGCCAAUUCAGCAAGAUAAAAAGUGGAUCUGUUUAAAAAAAACAACUUGUACAAAUUUUCUUCUCUAACAACUGUGACAGUUACAGUAAACAUACAGAUAGAGGCAAAUCUGGUCAAUGAUUGUUGGUUUUUUUUUUUUCAUUAUCCUUUUCUAUGAAAGUUUUGUAGAUUUGGAGGAUCAGAAUUUCCACCCAUUAUUUUGUUCAAGAUUUUUAUUCACAGUGGAGGACAUGGCGUUAAGUAUUAUUGUGGGAAAAAGGUUAUCAAACCUGCCUCAGAGGUAACUAAGGAUAUUAGCUUUCUGUGUGGGAUUAUUUGCACUAUGGGGCUAUGAAUUUCAAUAAACAGUGGUCAUCUAGUUUAAUACUGUAAUUUUUUUGUUAUUUCUAGGCAGCUUGUGACUCACUAAGAUUAAUGGGAAAUCGCAAAUUCUAUGAUCAGUUAAUAGCUGAUACAUGUCAGCAUGAGAAAGACAGAAUAACUGAUGAAACUGAUGUAACAACAAUGAAAGAUUAUAUGCAGGUAUGAGGAAUGAUGCAGAAAGUCUUCCCACAGCUUUAUGGCUGUAGUUCAUUGAAUUUUUUUGCAAAUUAAAGUAUUACAAAGCUUACUCACCCCCCCCCCCUCUAAACCCUCAGUCCCAACCCUUUGUCAAUAUCCUUAGACACUCUGCCAGUACAGUACAACCCAUUUCUAACCCGAGAUUGAAAGAGGUGCUGUUAGGGUAAAGUGUUUCCAAGUUAUAUAUCCUGUCUAUAGCUGCUCUCCAAGCCCGAGCUCAAGGGAUCCCUAGAGUCAAAACUCACUGAUAUAUUUCAUAGGCAAUCAUUUCAUCAUACUGUAUGUUGAUUUAAGCAAAAUGAAUAUUAUUUUAUAACUAUACCAACUUGCAAUGUGGAAAUUCAUUUUUAAAGUUUUUUUUUCCUGUCUCACAGUAUUUAAGUCAUCUUGAUGAAUGUCCUGCAGCAACAGGAGGAAAGUCAAAUACUUGGAGAAGACUCACUCUUGAAGGUAUGUCAGCAAAACACCCUUCUUAAUUUGUGCAAUUUCACAAAUUGGUAGUUAUCUUACAAAGGGAGUUUCUCUAUUUAAAUAAAGGUCUGAUUCCUUUAAAUUAACAUCUGUUUACUAGUACAGCUGUAUAUAUGUAAAGAUGGUCAAUAUUAUACAAUUUGGCUGUGUCAGAGUGUAAUUUCUAUUGUGUAAUCUAUAGAUACAUGUAAAUUUAUGUCUUACUUUUUCUGAAAGCUUUAAAUUAAGUUUCCACUUUACAUCUUGUCCAAAUGUAGCUAUCCCAAGGCACAAUAUUGUCCACGAUAUCUUCAGUUACAUGGCAUGUGGUAUCUCCACCCCCCGACUGCUUGAGGAGUGUCCAGACUUGUUGUCAUUGAGACCAGCUACUCAGGAAAUUCAAGUGGCCAGUAUCAAGGCAAUUCCUUUGUACAGGUAUGGUGGCAAAGUUGCUUAAAUUCCCCAGAAGUGAGUGUUGUAAUUUAUAUUAGGCAUAGCUUUUCAAAUGAUCUUAUACAAGUGUUACUGAUGUCCUCCGAUAAUUACACCAGUAAUGCACUUUUUAGCUCUGUCUCUACUACACCUUCCUCGAUCCCCUACUUGCCACCUGAGUGUGUAAUGUAAAGUCCUUAAUAAAAAGGUAAGGUUUGUAGUCACAGGAGGUCAGACCCAUCCAGUGGAAGCUUAUCCCCAUUUCCUUGGUGGAAAACAACUAACAGUAUUACUACUCCCCCUGGAUUAAUGGUUAAUGUGCAGGGACUCUGGGUCAAGAGUUCUGAGUGUGAGACCUGACCUGGUAAUUGUGUUGUGUUAUUGGGAAAAACACUUUCCUAUCACAGUGCCUCUAUCCACCCUGGGGUAUAAAUAGGUACUGGUGAGUGGUCAGGGAAAGCUGAUGAAAUGCUGAGGGGAGAGGGGGUAACCUUGCAAUGGAUUAAUAUCCUAUCCAGGGGGAGUUGUGAUACUCCUUUGUUACUAUAAGCUAAGGAAUAUGAAAUAAGCUCCAGCUGAGUGGCCCAAUUAGCUCAAGUGUAGACUUAACCUUUGUAGUACCUUUAAUCACCUAAUCAGUGCUUAAAUGAUAAAAGAAACUUUUUUCUUUCCAGGAAAAAAGCGCAAACAGAUUACACCAUCUCAUCCCCAGCCAGGAGGUCAAAACAAGCUAAAGCAAGGGUUGCAAAAAUGCGUAAAAUGUUUGGACUGGAUUCUCCAAAACUGCCUGAAAGUCGCCAGGGUGCAACACCAGCAACACAGGUGCCUGAGGAUGAUUUGUUUGAGGAUGAAGAUUGGGAAGAUCAAGCUGACAAAUUAUAUGAAUGGACGCAAAAUUUAUCUUUAGAUGAGCUUGGAGUUGCCUCUCCAUGAUGUUCAACAAUUUGAAAAAUUGGAAUAAAAAUGUGGUUAAGUUGAGAAGGAAGAACAAAAAGCAAGGAAUGGUCCAGGGUCAAAGGUCAGUGUUCAGGUCAUGGAUCAAAUGGACAUCUAACACAUGGCACUGAUCAACAAUUGAAAUUCAAAGCUGCUGUUAUGUUCCCCAUUAUGAGGCAAAAACAUUCAACAAAUAAUUUGAAUACAAUUGGCCCUUGAUAUGCUUACUCAAAAGCAGGAAAGAUCAACUUAAUUUAUGUAUUGUCAAAAUACGUCUUUACCAGAAACAUUUUGUAUUUUUGUAAACAUAGUUUAAAUGUUAUAUUAUGGAAUGUUACUUCCUGAAAACAGAAACUAAACUCCAUGAAAAAUAAUAAUUGAAAAUAAAUAGCUAGGUUAAUUGUUUAAUGUGAAAUGUGUCACUGCAAUGAUUUUUAAACAAUAUCUUUGUCAAGUACAGCACAAAAAAUGAUGUGAUAAGUUGAGUGUUCACCCAAAAAAAUUGCAACUGAUGAAGACAUCCGAGAACAAUGAAUCUUCUUGGUUUAUUAUUUUGUGCUUAUUAGUUACAAUGAAGUUGAUGAAGCAGGGC
Pocillopora meandrina is the source of this 3965-nucleotide messenger RNA. The record is from the annotation of a GenBank genome assembly. NCBI's taxonomy places the organism in Eukaryota, Metazoa, Cnidaria, Anthozoa, Scleractinia, Pocilloporidae.